Molecule: messenger RNA, 5981 nt
Organism: Mytilus trossulus (common blue mussel)
Lineage: Eukaryota; Metazoa; Mollusca; Bivalvia; Mytilida; Mytilidae
Exons: 2
Coding region: 1-3528 (1175 amino acids)
Source: RefSeq, a predicted model, not a curated record
AUGAGCUACUGGUUAAGAUCUGCUAACAUGCAACCUCAAAAUGCAGUUAUAAUGGACCAACCCAUCAUGGAAGAAGUACAUGUUCAGCCAGAGAACCAACCACCUCCACCUGUUGAAAAUCAGCCACCACCACCUCCACCUAUUGAGAUUCAGCCACUAGUAUUGCAGGACCAACCACCACUGGUUCCAGUGCAGCCACCACCAGUUCAGGCCUCAGCUUCAGGGCAGGGUAGCAAUAGACCCACGCCCCCAGGUUUUUCAAACUCAAAGAUCAUGGUAAACUUAAAGCAUUACAAUGGUGACACUGAUGCCGUUCAGUGGUGGGCAAGUUUUCUUGCCUACAUUACCCUUCAGCGAAUGGCAGAAUGGGAGGCAAUUCUUGUACUUCCCUUUUAUUUAUGUGGCAUUGCCGAACAAUGGUUUGAAAUGAUUGAUUCAACCACAAAAGCCUCGUUGGCUAACAUAAAACUAUCCUUUCUCAACCGUUUUAAACAACACAAACAAGAAGACAUUGGUCUUACUUAUCUCCGCCAACAAGAAAAUGAACCGGUUGAUCAAUAUAUACACAGAGCCUUAAAUUACAAUAAAACGAACAGUGUUUCAGAACAAUUUUUAGUAAAACUUGCUUAUAGAGGUUUGAAACCACAAAUUCAACAGAUAGUUGUACCACAAAAUCCUGUGUCAAUGUCUGACUUACUCAGCAAAUCGAUUACAGCUGAAAUGACCGUCAAUAUGGUACAACCUCAACAAUCAAGUGUUGAAAAUUCUAUACUUAAAGCGGUUUCAUCCAUUGAAGAUAAAAUUAUGGACAAAAUUUCGUCUAGAUUAGACUCUAUAGCUGCAAUUAGUUCCAACAAACAACAAUCUGAUUAUGUGCCUUAUAAUCAAAGAAAUAACCAUGUUACUAACUUUCAAAAUUCACAAUCUUUUCAGGUGCCUACUUACAAUGACCGCCAGCCAAUGAUGCCAGUUCAAAGGCAAAGACCAGUAAUGAAUAAUGGUCCACCUGGAUCCUGUAUUGGGUGUGGCCACUCUUUGAUUAUUUGGAACAGUCUCCUUCUCACCUAUAUAGUCCUUUUAAGUAUGUUUUCUGUUGGUGCCACAACCUCAUCUCCCCAAGACGUUAUCCAAAGACUCAACUAUGGAGUAGUGUUUCGCCCAGAUUCAAAGAUGUACCUAGCCAAGGAAGCAUGGCUACACACAUUCCAAAUAGAUAUACCAAGACCCAGAGAAAUUCACAUUUCUAAAUUACCAAUUUGUUCAUACAAGAACCACUCCAGUAUAUGUUCCUCAAUGAACAGUAUGAGACAUUUUAUCCAGCAUUUACACGACUCAAUGGAACAUGAUUUGAAAGAAACAAUACAAGCGAUUAGAAUAUUAGUUCCUCAGACUAAAUUAUUUGAGUCAAAUAGAAAUGAUCGUGCCAUUCUCCCUUUUAUUGGCUCAAUGGCCAAAGGUUUAUUUGGAUUGGCAACAAUGAGUGAUGUUCAGUUGUUGGCCAAUCACAUAAAUGCUUUAAAUGCAAAAUCAAGAAGUAUCACUCAAGCUCUCCAGCAACAUAGUGAUCACCUUUCAUCUUUUGUGAAAGUGAUCGAUAAAAGAACAUCCAAUUUAAUGCAGGGUAUUAAAGACAAUUCAUUAGAAAUUCAGACAAUUGCCCAUUCAUUUCAAUUAGCAAUAGUUUCGUCGGAACAAUCCAUGGUGAAUAUUUCACAGAUUCUAAUCACCCUAACUAACAAUUUUAAUGUCUUGAAAUCUAACUUACUUCAGUUACAGAAUGCUUUUCAAUCCUUGGUAGAAGGGCGAAUUUCACCUUUCCUCAUUCCAAAGCAUGAUUUUUCUCGCACGCUUCACCAAAUUCAAAGCACUUUAAACAAGAAGUACCCUGGUUUCUAUUUAACACAUUCUCAUCCUUCAUAUUAUUACACUACAUCCAACUUUAUAUUUACCCGUAAUUUCUCAUCUCUUUUCAUCACGGUGCAAUUUCCAGUAUCCUCGCAUGCACAACCUCUUCAACUCUAUAAAAUCAUAUCUUUACCUGUACCAACCCCUACUAAUAAGACUACUAAGCAUGCUACUAAAUUGUUAGAUUUACCACAAUACCUUGCACUAACCUAUCAGCAUGAUUAUUACCUCCCCUUAUCAACUGAUGACCUAACAAAUUGUGUGCAUGGACCUAUUGUUUUCUGUACUUUUAAUAAGGCACUCAUUCCUAUAACUGUUCCUGACUGUUCCCUUGCAUUGUUCCAAAAUAAUGUCAAACAGGUAUCAAGACUUUGCAAUUUUAGGUUUCUAGAAAAUCACCUUUCUCAUGAUAUUAUUGAGUUAACACCAACUUCGGUGCUUGUUUACGACAGUGAAGAAUUGGACUUGAUUUGUCCUCAAAGCCAAAGAAAGAUACCUGGGUGCACAUUCUGUGUUAUCAACAUACCCUGCAAAUGUUCAUUGUCAACUAGGAAACUUUAUUUUUCUCCAAGAUUAGUUGAUUGUUAUGAGUCAAGUUCAAAUUUUUCUAUUUUUCACCCAGUUAAUUUAGCCCUUGUACAGGAAUUUUUCGAUGAAAAGCGAUUUACCUCACUUUUAGCAGAUUCCCUCUUUACAACGCCUGUACAAUUAGCAAUCCCAGAUUUUUCUUUUUAUAAUCAUAGUAUGUCAAACAUUUUAGCAGCAGACACAAAGACCCAUUUAAGUUUAAAGAAAAUAGCUGUUGCUGCUAAAAAGGAUAAAAUGAUUUUUAAAACUUUAACUGAACCCCUGUUGUCUGGAGAUAUAAGCUUGCAGUCUUCUUGGCUGGAUACAAAUACAAUUGUUAGUUUUUGUUCACUUGGCAUUGCUAUUCUUUCACUUUUCGCUUUCGCAUUUUUAUUUUGUAAAACCAGAAAGAUAGCAAUGACCAUGACAAUUAUGCAACAAAUGUCGCACACCAAGUCUCAGAGUGUACCCUCUUUUAUAUAUGUUAAACCCAAUCAACUUCCUGAAAUGAAACAAGAUGAUAUUAUGGAUAGAGUUAAGUCAUUUUUCUCAUCAGAAUUUUCAUGGGUACACGCUUCUGUUAUUUUAAGUAUUUUAGUUUUAAUCUUUUUGUUAUUUGUAAUAUGUUAUUUGUACAAAUCAAAGCACAAUCGGUGUACCUCAUUAGUUUUGGAAGUAACCUGUGGUGGCGACUGUGUUGUCAUCCCAAUAUUAGAUUUAUCCUUGUGCCCAUCUUAUUACGGAUUUUCAAGACCAUCGGUCUUAGAUUUGACUGUUGCCUCAUUCCCCUCAUGUAAAAUGUUUGCAGUGUGGUCAUCAUUUGAAGUUACAAACAAGCUUACUGAAAAGUUUGUCAAGAUUCCGACCACACUUACCCUAAGUUUUCUUCAGUCUUAUAGAAUUAAGAAAGUUUUGUCCCAGCCAUUUAAUGCCUAUAUUUAUGUGACACAUCAAGGUUUCGCCACUAUGUUGAGUCAGCCAGCAAAUGUUUCUAAGCAAACAGUUCAAGCAUUAGCAGCUGAUUCAGAUUCACUAUAUCCUAAUCUUUUAGCAUGAAUUUUCAAUUCAUAUCCUAAGUUAGUGAACCACUAAUUUUCAAAAAAGUUAAUUAUUGUAACUUGUUUGUCACAAUUCAAUGAUUCUGAAUGUAUAUAUAUAUGUGUAAAUAUAUGACCCUUGAUUUUUGGUUAUUAGACAUGACUUUAUCUAAAACUCCCCCUUUUAUGGCAGAUAUUAUGACCUUGAUGAGCAUGACUUGCAUUCAAAUUAUUUUAAUAUAUUACUGGUAUUAUAUUUUUUGGUUUAUAUAUAUGUAUAUAGAACUAUUGGCACCAUUGGCAACAGCAACCUGAAAAGUAGGCACCAUCGACAAAGAACCGUUGUGAAUAGAAAGCUUGAGUAUUGGAUACAUAUCAAUUUACUUGGACACUCCGUAUCAACCGUUGGAUUGGACCUAUUCAAAAUCCACAUGGACACUCCAUAUCAACCGUAGGAUCGAACUUAUUCUCGAAAUACAUAAGAACAUUCAUAGGAUGGAAUUCAUAUCGUAACCGACCAUUAUGUUUCCUCAAACCGUACCGUUGGACAUCCCAAAAUUAACCAUGAACAUGAUGACCGUCAACCUUUGUUCCAGCAGAUGUGUGUUUUUCAAAUGAACAAUCAAAAGACAUUAUAUUUUUCUAUUGAUGACAUUUAAUAAAAAAAAAUUGUUUAAUGAUAUAACAUUUUGAAGCUUUGGGGUCCAAAGCAGUUGGGCCAGGGAGGAGUUGUCACAGUGUAAUUUUGCUUAAAAAUUCUUAUUUGAAUUUUUAUUAAGAAAAGACUUAUUUUAAUAUUUGAAUUUUUAAAUUGCAAUAAUUUUAUUUUUAAUGAAAAACAUUUUGAAGUUUUGUUACAAAUGGACACUUUAUUUAUUCUUUGUUAUAUUUAGAAUUCUUUACUUUAUUUAUUUAUUCUUUUUCGCAUUUAGAAAUUCUUAAGGACAUAAGAAACAGGUGUUCAAUUAAGUAUUAACUUUUCUCUUUGUCAAAUCUUAAGUGACAUAUUUUAUUAUAUAAGAUCCUCUUACACUCUUUUGUUCAAAAAGAUGUAAAUUCUUUGUCUACAUUAGUUUCAAUUAAGCUCUUACGUAAAGCUUCUUUGAGCGAUAUAAGGGAUAAUCCUAACACGUGGUAACUUUAAUUUUUGUGUUACCAUGGAUUAAUAAGUAGAAACGAAUUCUGAUUGGUUGAACCUGCAAAAUUGUCCAAAUCUGUGAAUAGUCUUUAUUCACUAGAAAGCGUCACUUUUCAAAUUGAACGCAGUAAAUAAAGACUAUUCUUCAGAAAUCAGAUUUGACUAUUUUCAGGUAAGUGAAAAAUAAGUUUUAUUUUUAUUUUAAAAAUCUAUUUCUUUUAUAGAUUCAAAGUAUUUAUUUCAUUUUUACAAUGUAUAUUUAAAAGUUCUAAAUGCUCAUUCCAAUGAGUUAAGCCAAUUUAUUAUUUUUAAAGGAAAUUAUCAUUUUCAAUAGUUAGAGAAAGACGCCAAACCAGUUGGUCAAUUUUAAAUAUGUAUAUAUCUUUUUCAAGUUAAUAUUUUGAAAGUUUUUAUUAAUUUCAAACAUAUUAAGUAUUUUUGUAAAUGAACACUAGUUGCCAAAACUAGACUAAAAUGAACACGCUUCAUCAGAAGUAAUUUUUAUAUGGGAGAUAACUCCAGUUUUACCGCGACAAUUUCAUGAGCAAGUAAUAUGUCUCAAUUUACAGUUUACCCAUUAUUUAUGAACAAUGGUAGGUGUAAGAACAUUAUUAUUCAAAGCAUUAUGCAUUAGUUCUCAUAGUCGUUAGGUAACAGAAAGCUCUUAGAAGCUAUUAAACUGAUGUUCUCUAUUUUAUCCCAUUGCAAAGCCCAGUGUUGCACUUGUUUUCUUAUUUCAUAAGAUUCCCAGUUUGUUUACAUAGUUUUCUGGUUCAAAGUAAAUGCGUUUAUUGAACUUCCUUUAUUGUGUUAUAUGCUAGAUGUAUAAAGUCCCCCAUGUUCUUAUUUUUAGUAUGUGAGCUAGUCCCAGUCCCAAGUGUUAACUUUCACAGUUAUCUCCCCUUAAUAUGCAAAUUUGUUUACAACUGCUUGCUUUUCUGUAAAUAAUAGCCUUCAGCUAUGUUAUAAUGUAAAUACAUGUUUUAAUAGUAAAAGUUUCUGAGAAUAAGUCGAAAUUACUUUUAUAGAGAUAUUUGGUUGUUAAAAGAGAACAAAUGAAUAGUUUAUAAUUUUGUUUAAUUGUUUACUGCAAAUCCAAUGCAUGUCAGGCUGCACUAUUAAGAAACCAGUCAAACACUCUAGAGUUCACACCGUUCGAGGUGAAAUAGUAAGAAACUUCACAGUUCCAUCUUUAUUAUUAAUUACUCAUGAUUUGUUAUUGUAUCUCAUAUAUUGACUGCAUUGUUAUACUUUUAUUAUAUUAUGUAAUAUUGUUAUUAUAUAUAUAUGACUUUUCAAAUUGAACGCAGUAAAUAAAGACUAUUCUUCAGAAA